ACGGGCACGAGAUAGGGUGGUGGUUUGUGUGUUUAUUCGCUGGCGGGCUGGGAAGCUAGAAUCAGAUCAGAAGAGUGGAUCUGGGGACCAAGGGGAGCAAGACUGGGACUUGCUUGGGUUUGUUUUUCUUUGAAAAACGCUGUGAGGCCCCCCCCCUUUUUCCUUCUUGAUUGGACUUGACCCCUUCUUUUUAAAAGAGAGGGGAGGCUGUGGCGGAGCUCCGGAGGGUCUUCAGGGUUCCGGGCCCUCUUCGGCUCUCGGCGGGACUGGCCGUGAAGCCGGAGCUCGCUGUGCGCUACCGGUCGCACUCGGUGGGUGCCCGGCUCUGCACCUGAUGCGUUCGGGAUGCCUCUCCCACCCGGGUGCGCCGAGAACUCUUUCGCACAGCCCCUGGAACAUUCCCGUGGGCGCUGGAAAGGCGCACGGUCUCGUUGGCCCGCAGACCCGCCGGAACGCACAGACGCGCUCUGUACCGACUCACUGGCGGGUUCCCCGGAACUUGCGCCCUGUGCCUAGGCCAGGCACUCGGGCUGCUUGGCGGCACCGGCACCGGAGUGAGGCCGGAGAUCCUGCCAGUCGGCCGGGGAUCACAGCGCUGGGUCAGAGAGGGAGGGCCGGCAGAUUUCUUCUAGCCUUUUCUCCCACAACUCUCGAUGGGGCUUUUGUGCUUCCCUUUCGCGGCGGGGCGGGUCUACCUCCUCGCCGCUCUCGCCUAGGCGCCCAGACUGCUGCGACUCAAGCUUUUUGCCUGGGUCUCUUUCUCUUUUCCUCUUCCCCGAGUCCGGCUCCCUUUCCCUCUAGGGUCUGGCUCCCCAGAGAAGUUGCCUCUCUAAGUUUGCCGAAGUCACAUUCAAGUCUCCAUGGGGGUGGCUGACAAGUGGGGGUAUGUGAGUGCGGGAUCGAUCCUCGGAGCUGGAGCGAGUUAUCGCGGCUUUCUUCGGCGCCGCAGGGCUGGGCGCAGCGCUGUCCGGAUCGCCAGCGCUGAGCUGCGUCGGUCGGGGUGAUGGCUGACCGAGGGCAUCCUGAUUUCCCUUAGGACCCAAGGAAUUUGCUUUUGGGAAGGAAUCCAGGUAGCCCAGCUUCCGUUCUUUCCAUUGCUCUCUCCUAGUUCUCCGAAACCCAGAAGUCUGUGGCAAAGCAUAUAGUGGCAAGCCGGGGAAGAAUGGUCGUCCCACUGGUUGGUGCCCUCAGUCCUCAUACCAGGGUGGGCAGCAAAAGUGUCUUGGUUAGCCAUCCUCUUACCCUUUUCUGUAAGAGAUUUUGGCUCUGAAAUCCAUGCGACUUCUUCUGAGGGCAGAAGCAGGGAGCAUUGGGAGAGUGAGGAAGAACUCUUGCUCAGCUUUGCUCCUACUUCAUUUCACUGCGAUAUUGACCACAGCAAGACAGAGGCUGGUUGGGAACUGGGCCUGUGAGGUCUAACACUCUUCAGAGGGUUCAGGAGUCCCAGCACCUUGUUAUUGAUCCUGAACUGCGCUCUGGGAGAGGCCUUUGUCUCCCAGCCCCAUCUUUCCUUCAUACUGGUUAUAACUCUCUCCAUAGACGGUGGUGCCAAUAUGACUUCCAGCACCGGGGAGCAACAUCCAGCCAUCAGUUGCUGCUCCUGGUCACAGGACGUGACCACUCCUGGGAGCCUGUGGGGCACACUUGGAGGUCAUAUUCUUAGCAUGUGCACUCCUGGCUGCAGGGAUGCCUAGUUCUUAUGAUUUCUCUUCUUAGGCCCUCCGUGACCUGUCCUUUUACAUUUUAUAGAUCCCUCUGUCCACUGGGCACUGGUGGGCAGGAGUCUUCUCCGUUGGCCCGGGAAACCCAGCCUGCCCCACCACGCAGAGCCCGGAAGGAAAGAGAGCCUCAUGCCGAAGCUGCAGGGAGCACCAUGGAUCUGACGAACAUGGGCAUGAUCCAGCUGCAGAACCCCAGCCACCCCACGGGGCUCCUGUGCAAGGCCAACCAGAUGCGGCUGGCCGGGACGCUGUGCGAUGUGGUCAUCAUGGUGGACAGCCAGGAGUUCCAUGCCCACCGGACUGUGCUGGCCUGCACCAGCAAGAUGUUUGAGAUCCUCUUCCACCGCAACAGCCAGCACUAUACUCUGGACUUCCUCUCCCCAAAGACUUUCCAGCAGAUUCUGGAGUACGCAUACACGGCCACACUGCAGGCCAAGGCGGAGGACCUGGAUGACCUGCUGUAUGCAGCCGAGAUCUUGGAGAUCGAGUACCUGGAGGAGCAGUGCCUGAAGAUCCUGGAGACUAUCCAGGCCACAGAUGACAAUGAUACAGAGGCCACCAUGGCGGAGGGUGGGGCAGAGGAAGAAGAGGACCGCAAACCUCGGUACCUGAAGAACAUCUUCAUCUCGAAGCAUUCCAGUGAGGAGAGUGGCUAUGCCAGCGUGGCUGCACACAGCCUCCCUGGGCCCAUGGCGGACCAGAGCCCGUCAGUCUCCACCUCAUUUGGUCUUUCAGCCAUGAGUCCCACCAAGGCUGCAGUGGACAGUUUGAUGACCAUAGGACAGUCUCUCCUGCAGGGAACUCUUCAGCCACCUGCAGGGCCCGAGGAGCCAACUCUGACUGGGGGUGGGCGGCACCCUGGGGUGGCUGAGGUGAAGACAGAGAUGAUGCAGGUGGAUGAGGUGCCCAGCCAGGAUAGCCCUGGGACAGCUGAGUCUAGCAUCUCAGGUGGGAUGGGGGACAAGGUAGAGGAACGGGGCAAAGAGGGGCCCGGAACCCCAACUCGGAGCAGCGUCAUCACUAGUGCUAGGGAGCUGCACUAUGGGCGUGAGGAGAGUGCUGAGCAGCUGCCGCCCCCAGCCGAGGCUGGCCAGGGUCCCCCCGGCCGACUGGAACACCCGGCGCCUACAGCUGAGAAACAUCUGGGCAUCUACUCGGUGCUGCCCAACCAUAAGGCUGACUCUGUGUUGAACAUGCCAUCUUCAGUGUCCUCUGGCCUCCACGUGCAGCCCACCCUGGCUGUCUCCAUGGACUUCAGCACCUAUGGGGGUCUGCUGCCACAGGGCUUCAUCCAGAGGGAGCUGUUCAACAAGUUGGGUGAGCUGGCUGUGGGCAUGAAGUCGGAGAGCCGGACCAUCGGGGAGCAGUGCAGUGUGUGUGGGGUGGAGCUUCCUGACAACGAGGCUGUGGAGCAACACAGGAAGCUGCACAGUGGAAUGAAGACGUAUGGGUGUGAGCUCUGCGGAAAGCGGUUCCUGGAUAGUUUGCGACUGAGGAUGCACUUACUGGCUCAUUCAGCGGGUGCCAAAGCCUUCGUCUGUGACCAGUGCGGCGCCCAGUUUUCGAAGGAGGACGCCCUGGAGACGCACAGGCAGACCCACACUGGCACAGACAUGGCUGUCUUCUGUCUGCUGUGCGGGAAGCGUUUCCAGGCGCAGAGUGCGCUCCAGCAGCACAUGGAGGUCCACGCAGGUGUGCGCAGCUACAUCUGCAGCGAGUGCAACCGCACCUUCCCCAGCCACACUGCCCUCAAGCGCCACCUGCGCUCACACACAGGAGACCACCCGUAUGAGUGUGAGUUCUGUGGCAGCUGCUUCCGGGACGAGAGCACACUCAAGAGCCACAAACGCAUCCACACGGGCGAGAAACCCUACGAGUGCAAUGGCUGUGGCAAGAAGUUCAGCCUGAAGCACCAGCUGGAGACACACUAUAGGGUGCAUACAGGUGAGAAGCCCUUUGAGUGUAAGCUGUGCCACCAGCGGUCCCGGGACUACUCGGCCAUGAUCAAGCACCUGAGGACGCACAACGGCGCCUCGCCCUACCAGUGCACCAUCUGCACAGAGUACUGCCCCAGCCUCUCCUCCAUGCAGAAGCACAUGAAGGGCCACAAGCCUGAGGAGAUCCCACCUGACUGGAGGAUAGAGAAGACUUACCUCUACCUGUGCUAUGUGUGAAGCCAGGCCGGGCAGGGGCAGAGAAGUGGGAGUGAGAAGAGAAGUUAGAGAAGGAUGAAGUCAAGGAAGGAUUGUGCACAAAAACAAAAAAACAUAUAUAUAUAUAUAUAUAUAUAUAUAUAUAUAUAUAUAU
Artibeus jamaicensis (Jamaican fruit-eating bat) is the source of this 4028-nucleotide messenger RNA. It is a transcript of the gene ZBTB16, whose product is annotated as zinc finger and BTB domain containing 16. The record is from RefSeq and is a predicted model, not a curated record. The transcript is spliced from 7 exons. The coding region runs from base 1700 to 3895 and encodes 731 amino acids. Gene Ontology annotation, biological process: negative regulation of transcription by RNA polymerase II; regulation of cytokine production; regulation of immune system process. Gene Ontology annotation, molecular function: RNA polymerase II cis-regulatory region sequence-specific DNA binding; DNA-binding transcription factor activity, RNA polymerase II-specific; protein binding. Lineage: Eukaryota; Metazoa; Chordata; Mammalia; Chiroptera; Phyllostomidae.